Jaminaea rosea is the source of this 2251-nucleotide messenger RNA. Its product is annotated as putative maltose permease. The coding region runs from base 351 to 2078 and encodes 575 amino acids. The transcript has 3 exons. Gene Ontology annotation, cellular component: membrane. The record is from RefSeq and is a predicted model, not a curated record. Gene Ontology annotation, molecular function: carbohydrate:proton symporter activity. NCBI's taxonomy places the organism in Eukaryota, Fungi, Basidiomycota, Exobasidiomycetes, Microstromatales. Gene Ontology annotation, biological process: carbohydrate transport; transmembrane transport.
AUUUUGACUACUAACUGCAUCCUUUGUGCCGGCAGAUCGAGCACUUUCUGUCAGGUGCCCUCGACGCCCUCUGCGCAUCGUCGAUCAGGCGCAAGAGCAACAGGAACGAUCUCUCCGUGAGCUAGGCGCUGCCUAUUCUUACGACCUGGAGCCCCUCGUCAUCGGGCUGGAUCUGGGGUAAGAGCAAAGUCGGUAUAAGACCCCCGCAUCGACCUCCAUCCUCGACUCUUUUCCCCAUCAACCUCAACUGGGAUAAUCAGGAGCCUCCUUCCCCCUUUGCUCUUCGUCCCAGCCACCACCCUCCUCCCUCUUCCUCACCCUCAACCUCGCCCCCCCUUACUUCAUUCGACAUGCCUGCCGCCGUUGACACUACCCAGGCCGCCGAGGUCGCCAGGAUCGACGACAAGGCGCAAGCCAAGAUCGCUAGCCAGGUCGAGGACUACAAUGCCCUCGUUCACGACGCCGCCGCCGUCAUGGAGGAGGAGCACGGCAUGACCCUCUGGCAGACGAUCAAGGACCACCCCACCGCGAUCAUGUGGACCAUCCUCUUCUCUGCCGCCCUCGUCAUGGAAGGCUAUGACACGAUGCUGCUCGGUAACUUCUUCGCCCAGCCCACAUUUGCAAGGACCUUCGGUACCUGCAACGCCGCUGGAGACUGCGAGAUCCCUGCCCCCUGGCAGACGGGCCUCUCCAACGGUGCACUCGUGGGCGAGAUCAUCGGUCUUCAGAUCGUCGGAUGGGUCUCGGAGAUCUUCGGAUACAAGCGCACCAUGCUUUUCUCCCUCAUCGCCAUGACGGCCUUCGUCUUCAUCCCCUUCUUCGCCUCAAGCCUGGCUGUGCUCCUCGUCGGUCAAGUCCUCCAAGGUAUCCCAUGGGGAGUAUUCCAAACGCUCACGACGACGUACGCCGCCGACAUUGCUCCUCUCCAGCUUCGCGGGGUACUUACUACAUACAACAAUCUUUGCUGGGUCAUAAGUCAACUGAUCGCUCAGGGCGUACUCAGAGGCUGCCUGUCGCGCACGGACAAAUGGGCUUACAAGAUCCCGUACGCCUUGCAAUGGGUUUGGAUCCCAGGAAUUCUGGUAGCAUGCCUCUUUGCCCCUGAAUCGCCUUGGUUCCUUGUUCGCAAGGGACGCAAGGAGGAGGCAGAGAAGUCGCUGCGUCGCCUCUCUUCGCGUUCUCGCGGUCUCACUUCCGAGCGCGCCGCCGCCAAGAUUAACGAGAUGGUGCUCACUGCCGAGCUCGAGAAGCAAACCGAGUCAGGCGCCACCUACCUGGACUGCUUUAAGGGCACCAAUCUUCGCCGUACCGAGAUUGGCAUCAUGGUUUACCUCACCCAGGUCUUCUGCGGCGCACCUCUUAUGGGCUACUCGACCUACUUCUUCAAGCAGGCUGGCAUGAGCACCGAGAACGCCUUUAACAUGUCCAUCGGCCUCUUCGCCGUCGGUUUCGUCGGUACGGUCAGCUCUUGGUUCGUCAUGCAGAAGGUCAACCGCCGUAACCUCUUCCUCUGGGGCCAGUACGCCAUGUGCGCCAUCCUCAUCAUCGUCGGAGCCAUCGCUGCUGGCGCUGGUGAGCAGGCCGGCGCCGCUUGGGGCAUUGGUGCUCUCCUCCUCGCCUUCACCUUCGUCUACGACGUCUCUGUUGGUCCUGCCACCUACGCCCUCGUGGCUGAGAUCCCCGCGUCGCAGGUGCGAAGCAAGUCUGUUGCUCUCUCGCGCAACUUCUACAACAUCGGCGGUCUCAUUGCCAACACCAUCCAGCCUCGCAUGCUCAACCCUACGAGCAACAUCUACAUCGGCGCUCGCUCUGGUUUCGUCUGGGCCGGCCCUUGCGCUCUCUUUGCCCUCUGGACCUUCUUCCGCCUGCCUGACCCCACUGGAAGGACGUACCUCGAGCUCGACGCCCUCUUCGAGGCCAAGGUGCCUGCACGCAAGUUCCGCAGCACCCGCCUGGAGCUCUUUGGCUCGAACCAGGCCAGCCUCAUGCCCCGAGGCAACUCGCAGGACGAGAAGGCCUCGACCGACGAGAAGAGCUCCGGUGUCGAGCACUCGACUCUUGGCUACCAGGGAGCAUGAAGCGCGCACAGCAUCAAUACCCUCCAGCACACGAGGUGAUCAACGGCAGGCGCCGCUCCACACUUUGCCUGCUCUGCUGUCGCGUCUCUCUCUCCUUUCUCUCACGAAUGUCACCUCUCAUUGCCGCAACGAUCGUUUCAAAAAUACGAAUGUCACCUCAUUGCAUCCUCUGA